AUGGCCACGAAAGGCUGGGUUUUUGUCCUGUUCGCCAUCAUUGCUGCCGAAGCCACCAACACGUCGGCGCCUGGCAGCACAACCGAGCGUGAUGUUUGCAUGGAGGGCAAUGAUGGGCACACAAUGUUCAUCUUCAAUGAUGAUCUCCCUGGUUUUGCUGGCCGCUAUUGGAACCUACCAAGCCGGGGGUCCAUGGAGCGUCUUCAGCAGUCUAUGGACCAACAGAAUAAUUCUCUCUCAGAAGUCAGAAACCUACUGGGCAAGUUAACAGCCAAAGAUUGUGGAGAAAUCUACCGAAGCUCCAAAGACGGCAUGGAUUCUGGACUCUACACCAUCUACCCUCGUUCAGCGGGCGGAGAGUUCAACAGCAGCGCCUCGCUCCGAGUGUUCUGCCGUGUGGAGGACGGCCGGGCUUGGACCGUCAUCCAGAGACGCCAGGACGGGUCGGUGUCGUUCUACAACCGGACCUGGGAGGACUACAGCCGGGGGUUCGGCAACCUGUCCGGAGAAUUCUGGCUCGGGAAUGACAACAUCCAUCUACUUACAAACCAGGGCAGGUACAUGUUGAAUGUUAAAUUAGAAGUAUCUAAAUACUGUACUAAAAGCCCAUUCAAGUUGCCGGUUUCUUACAUGCAAUAUGACAAGUUCUCAGUGGAAAAUGCGCAGGCAAUGUAUAAGUUACACCUCGGCUCAUAUACAGGGACUCGUGGAUGCGACUUUCUCCAGUUUCAGAAUGGUUGGAAAUUUGUUCCUAAACCUGGUAACCCGCUAAAUCCACGUUCGUCCUGCUACUUGCAUAACAUGGGAGGGUUUUGGGUCCGUCGUCCGGAUACUUUGAACCCGAACGGUUUUUAUUACAAUAAAGAUGGGUCUGAUUGCCCGAAAUUAUCUCGAAACAAAUGGCCAGGGAUUUUGGGGUUCGGGUUCGUGGAGAUGAGGAUCUCUGAACGUAGUAAUUCUAUCUGA
This is a messenger RNA of Branchiostoma belcheri (Belcher's lancelet), 966 nucleotides long. Its product is annotated as fibrinogen-like protein 1. The record is from RefSeq and is a predicted model, not a curated record. NCBI's taxonomy places the organism in Eukaryota, Metazoa, Chordata, Leptocardii, Amphioxiformes, Branchiostomatidae. The transcript is spliced from 4 exons. The coding region runs from base 1 to 966 and encodes 321 amino acids.